Coregonus clupeaformis (lake whitefish) is the source of this 2088-nucleotide messenger RNA. Its product is annotated as homeobox protein HMX3-A. Gene Ontology annotation, molecular function: RNA polymerase II transcription regulatory region sequence-specific DNA binding; DNA-binding transcription factor activity, RNA polymerase II-specific. The record is from RefSeq and is a predicted model, not a curated record. NCBI's taxonomy places the organism in Eukaryota, Metazoa, Chordata, Actinopteri, Salmoniformes, Salmonidae. Bases 50 to 1084 code for a protein of 344 amino acids. Gene Ontology annotation, cellular component: nucleus. Gene Ontology annotation, biological process: regulation of transcription by RNA polymerase II. The transcript is spliced from 2 exons.
UCCCCUCCCCUUGAUGUAAUUGGCCCCUCGCAGGCACUCCUCUUGUCCAAUGGACGAGGGCGCACCAACGUUCCAUCCGGUCCGUGGAAGUAACGGGCGAGGCAGAGAGAGAAAGGCGCGCUGCGCAAGCCCCCAGUCCAGUCCCCUCAUCAUCCUCGCAUGGAGCAAUGGUGCUUGGAGCGUCAAGAAGUCGUUAAGAAGAGAGAGAGAGAGAGUUCCAAGUCCCACUUCUAGAGCGCAGGACCGUUGGUUCCAUAAUUCCUUGCGGGAGAAAAGAGGCUAUUUCGUUAAGGAAAUGAUGAGCAAAGUGGACGCGCCAUGCAGACCGACUGCCGCGUCUCUCAAAUUCACCAUAGACAAUAUUCUGAACCUGCAGACAAACUCGAGCGGUAACGGUAGGAGGAACGUUGACAGCUGUCAUUCCGGUAGCAGGCUGCAGAAUAGCACGGGGCUGUACCGGUUCGAUGACAAUCAACGGAGAGUGGACCCCGAGAUGAGGCUACACGAUACAGAGCCGGUUAACGACUGUAGCCCAACCGGAGGUCCCGAGGCCUUCGUUAUCACCCGGGAAGACUCGUUACAGAUCACCGACAAUUGCUUCGAAAGCGGGGACAGCGGCGACGACUGCUCCUCGACGCAUCACACCGGGGACGGUGACAGCGGCGGCAAGAAAAACCAACUGAUAACCAAGAAAAAAACUCGCACCAUCUUCUCCAAGAGACAGAUCUUUCAGUUGGAAUCUACGUUCGACGUGAAGCGGUAUCUUAGCAGCGCCGACCGCGCCUGUCUCGCGAGUUCUCUCCAGCUGACGGAAACGCAGGUCAAAAUCUGGUUCCAGAAUCGAAGGAAUAAAAUGAAAAGACAGAUUUCAACAGCGCUAGAUGGUCCCAACGGUGAUUUCUCCGAAGCGGGUCCGGGGAAGGCUCUGCAGCUCCCGGCCUUGUACAAAAACAGUAACCUGCUAGGGAGAUGCUUGUUGCCGAUGCCCCUGCCCAUCGUCUACCCUGGCAGUAGCACGCCUUAUUAUUGCUUUUCCAACGCCAGCAAGUACUUUAGUCUAUUCGAAGGAGAUGUGGUCCUAUAGACUAAGCCUAGUCUGUUUAAAGGAGACGUAGUCCUAUAGACUAGGCCUAGUCUGUUCGAAGGAGGCGUUGGGUUUAGGCCUAUAUAGUUUUCUGCAUCAUCGCCAUAAAGAGACUGUUUACAAGUGACAUAUCAUGGCAAUUUCAGAUUCACCAUUUAGCGUUUUUUCAUUGUGGUAAAAACGUAAGGCCGAGUCUGGCCCAUGUAGGCCUACGGGUACCUUUUGACCUAAGCCUAGCGUAGCCUACAUAUCACGUUGAUAGCCUACGCCAAUUUUAUUUAUUGACAGACAUCAAUGUUGAUAUGAAACUGAACAACAUAUUUUCAGGAUAGCCUAUCACACAAAGACAUGCAGAAUAACUCCAUAUUCCGUUUGAUGUUAUAAUAAUAGAUCAUCGUUUUGUAUUCAGAGUACCAGCGUAGACCUAAAACAGUAGGUCUAAUAAGCAUUUAAUAUAUUAUUGUUAUUAUUACUAUUAUUAUUACUAUAAUUAUUAUUAUUAUUAGCCUGUUAUUAACAACAGCAUUUCUAGCAGUCUAAACACGGCCAAAGAUGGUAUUAUAUUUGCAUGCGUUUACUGUAUUAUAUAGAAUUUUCAAUUAAUUAAAUUAACUAUGUAUUUAAAUGAAUGUAAUAGAUUUUUUUUUUUUUUACGCAUGUUUAAAGUUUAUUUCAAUUUGAAGUAUAACAUUCUUAUUUCGUCCCAAAUCGGGGAAACAACUAUAAUAUUGACUGAAUCUGUCAUUAAAAAUGUUUUAUAUAAAAACAUCGUUUGGUACAAAGGUUUAUGUAAACUAUGUUUUGCUGCGCUGUGCCUUAAAGCCUUCAGUUGUAGGAUAAAGGGGCUAACUAUUAGUACAGUUCAAGAAACCUGUGCUAAAUGUGGAUUUUUCACAGAAAAAUUACAUUUCAUAAUAUUAUGAAAGCGAAGACAAUAGACGUGUUGUUGUAACACGCUUGGACUAUACUAAUCUCAAGACACAACAUGUGAAUCCGAUUAUCGA